Molecule: messenger RNA, 5155 nt
Organism: Saccostrea cuccullata (small rock oyster)
Lineage: Eukaryota; Metazoa; Mollusca; Bivalvia; Ostreida; Ostreidae
Product: PR domain zinc finger protein 10-like
Exons: 16
Coding region: 175-4236 (1353 amino acids)
Biological process (GO): positive regulation of transcription by RNA polymerase II
Cellular component (GO): nucleus
Molecular function (GO): protein binding
Source: RefSeq, a predicted model, not a curated record
GCGCGCAAACAUACCUGUUAUUUUCCCGACAAAGAUGGAUCUUCAACAAAAAGGGGGACAAGGAUAGAAAAACUUUCAAUAUAAGGCGUGCAAAUAGAAUGUUAUUGCAAUUGCUGGAAAGAAUAAUUUUCUGAAGAAGGUGUACAUCCUGUGGAUUGAUCUGAUCUGUCGACCAUGGAGGAUGACAACAGUGGAGAUAAGUGGAUGGCUCCGGACUCGACCAAUGAAGCAUAUCCGGUAAACGUGACGUACACAUCAAGUCACUCAAACUUUACAGCGUCCACCACCGUAAGCUUGUACAACCACCCCACGUACAACAAUCACUUCAGGGGCCAUGACAGAAGCCAGCAAGGGAACUAUGAGCAGUCCUCAUACCAGAUCUCUCCCCCUCAGCAGUUCUACCAGCCCACAACUUCUAGUACGACCUACGAUAGGCUAUCCCCAACCUCCUACAGGGAAAUCCCCACUGAUAAUGAGGCUAUAUCUUACUCCGGUCUACAGUCUCAGGAGGGACCGCAGCUCAUCAGUUCUGUAGACAGCAGCACCAUCAGCCAAAUGGGCUAUCAGAUGCAUCAUGUGGUGAUGGACGCAGACAGACUAGUCACGGUACAGAGAGUUGUAUCCCCUGUGGACUGUUCCGCUGGUCCGUCUAGUGUGUCCAGUAUGUCACACACAGAGACCCUUAACCAGCUGCCCACCCACGCCAUACUGACCCCUGUACCGGUUUCCAGCAUCCAGGGCUAUGCCACCUCUUAUAAUGAAGUGACAGUGCCAAAGAGCCUGAGGAAUGGAAACAUAAACGAGGCAAUAGCACAUGAGGAUCAGAGACUGACGUAUUCCAGGGGAUCCAUAGACAGCAGCAGGUUCCCUCCCAAAAAGAAGGAGAUAGCCAGGGACAUUGUCAGUGGUGAUGCAGAUACUACCAGAGAUGACAGGGACCUGCAGAACUAUCAGUCAGCCUCUCAUGUUCAUGGCUACAUCCUAGAAGAUGACCAAGUUGGAAUCCACUCCACAAUGGUCAAGGAACCACUGCACCACAACCAGGAGGCCCUGAUAGACACCACCCAGUCUACCGCCAUCAGCUUCUCAACUGGCGGGAAGAGCCUGGAGACGUCUGGUGUGGGAAAUUCACUUCUGCCAGACAUAGGUCAAUUGAGCCACCAUACCAGCUUGAGGCCAGGCCUUGAUGGAAUUCAGAUGCAUCAUUUGACAAGUGGGAAAAACCAGAGGAAUGAACCGGACUCAAUAUCAACAGUUCCCGUUCCUGUAUGUCUCAUAAGGAAAUCAUCACGUAUUGCUGAGAUGGAAAAUGAACCCCAGACAUGGAGAAAACCAAAGUACAAGCCUGGGGUAUACAACUACAAUGAAAUAUGGUGUGAUGAUUGUUCUACUACGUACUCCACAGAAUGCCCCACCCACAAGUUGACCUUGGUGCCUGACAAGGUCGUUCUGUCCCGAGCCUGGUCCAGUCUCCCUCCACUGUUACAGAUCUUCAGGAUCGGGGACCCAAAUCUCCAUCCUAUAGAAACUAGUGUUGGGGUCUUUGCUAAGAGAACCAUACAGAAGAAUGUGCAGUUUGGCCCUUUUGUUGGAGAACUUGUCACUGAUGAGAAUAUAAUUAACAGCAAAUUCCCCCUGGCUAUUGAGCGAGGCGAGGGAGAUAUCAGUUAUUUUGACACGUCAGAUGAGAACAAGUGUAACUGGAUGAUGUUCGUACGACCCGCCGAGAGUUACGCAGAGCAGAAUUGUGUGGCCUAUCAGUACGGCCUGGAUAUUUAUUUUACUGUUACACGCAACAUUGAAGCAAAAGCAGAAAUUAAGGUCUGGUAUGCCCCACACUAUGCAGAAAGAUUUGGAUUUCCAAAGCUAGAGAUCACUGACCAAGAUAUUCAGAGGCUUGAUGACCAGGAGAAUAAGUACAGUUGUUACGAGUGUACUGAGUCCUUCAGAACACAGAUGGCACUACAGAAGCACAUAAUGAUUCACGAGGUCAAUACGUCCACCAUGAAGGACACCUCUAAGCCAUUCACCUAUACUCCUCCGGCACCACAACAGUACACCACAGAGGUGGUGCCCGAGGGUCAGAUGGAGGCCUCUACCUCCACAGCUUUUGAUAGAGCUAAGAAAGUGAAGCCACCCAAAAAGACAAAGGAUAUAGGUGAAACAUACAUGUGGAAGAAAAAAUCUACAAGUUUUUACUUGAACAAGACCUUGAAGAAAUACAAAAACCGACAAAAUCCAGAACAAAUCAGGAAGAACCUGAUGAACUUGUAUCGACGGAAAGGAAAGGGCUCAGGUGCAGGAAAUGACUGGGAAUGUAACCACUGCCACCUCUCAUUUGAAAACUCUAACGUUUUAAAUCUCCACAUACUGGUACACGCAGCAGAGGAUAUAGAUCUGGAGAAGGUGCAGCAAUACGCCAUCACCAGCAGCGAAACCGUGACUUACGGGUCCGGUACAAACUACGUACAAGUCGAUAAAAGUGUCCUAGCUUGUCCAGUCUGCCAGAUGCAGUUCAAUGACCAGAAAAUGCUGAUACAGCAUGCUGCAGAGCAUGGAACGUCAAAGUAUAAAUUCCUACGAGAGAGACCAUUCAAGUGUGACAAAUGCUGUAAAGCCUUCUAUACGCAUGAGCGACUUCAGAGACAUAUUCUUUGCCAUGGUGAUGACUCAACAAAACCACUGCAGUGUGACGUUUGCUAUAAACGCUUCAUGAACAACUCUGCCUUAUCCUGUCAUCUAAAGAUCCACAGCGACAAGAAAUAUUACACUUGUCCAGUUUGCCAUGAAGGAUUCGAUCACACUAAUGCCAUGAAAUCGCAUGUAGUUAAACACUGCGUCAAUGGAUACUACAAAUGUCCAGACUGUGAAAGACAGUUUGAGGAUUUCUUAUCACUGAGAAAGCAUUUAAGAAGUUUUCACUCAAACAAGGAAUAUCCUUGCCCAGAAUGUAAGAAAGUGUUUCCACGUCCAGACAAGCUCAAACUGCACAUGCUGAGGCAUUCAAGUCAUCGGGAGUUUAUGUGCGAGACUUGUGGAAGGCAGUUCAAGAGAAAAGACAAACUCAAGGAGCACAUUCGACGAAUGCAUGCCGGUGAUAAAGAGGCUAAACCUGUGAGUCAGCAUAACAUUUCCUCAAAGAAGUUUGUUCCAAAAGUUUCACCCACAGAUUUUCACAGAUUUAUUUACAAGUGCCAUUUAUGUAUGUUGGGCUUUAAGAGAAGAGGAAUGUUGGUCAACCAUCUGGCUAAGAGACAUCCUGAUAUCAACAUGGAGUCUGUUCCUGAACUCAACCUGCCAAUACUGAAAACCCAAAAAGAUUAUUACUGCCAGUACUGCGAGAAGGUUUACAAGUCCAGCUCAAAGAGAAAAGCCCACAUCUUGAAGAAUCAUCCAGGGUCUAUUCUGCCUGUGAGUGCUCGGAAAAAGGUCAUAGACAUUCCUGGCUUACCAAACCCUACAUACUCCCAGACAGUAGGGAGUAUAACAACAAUGCCACACUCAUGUGAAUACUGCCACAAGCAGUACGCAAGUAAAGCUAAGCUCACCCAACAUCAGCGCAAGAAACACCCAGACACAGUCAUUGAACAGGGCUACACUCCAAAGAUUUCAAAAUCUGACAUCAAGGAAGUUCAGCCCCCUCAAGAGCCCCAUCAGACACGAGAGCAUCAACCACAGCAGGUGCAGCAUUUAGUCCGUUUUGUUGAUUCAGAAAAUGGAGUUGUUGCUUGCAUUCAGCAACCCAGUGGAACAGAAGGAAUGCCACAAGCAGAUCUGCUGACACAAGCCAUGAGUGAGUUAACUCACUCCUUACAACCAGUCCAGGAAUAUCGCAGCAGCUUAGGUGAAUUAGCCACUGUAACACCCAGAACAGGUGCUGCAGCAGCAAUGGUACAAGUUCAGAAUCUCUCCACUGCUCACUCCACUAUUGAGUUCAGCCAUCUUGGCCAGACCUUAUCUGGAGCUCAUUUUCUGCCCUCCAAUCAUAUUCCAGGAGCUCCCAUUCAACUGACAGCAAUAGCUAGCUCAUCAGCAGGAGAACAGAUAGUGGACACCAAUUUACAGGUGAUAACCUCCCCCACCCAGUCUCCGGGGAGGAGCCAAGCUAACCAGGAGAACCAGAAUAUCAUCGUGUCCUCCCAGUCAGGUGUAGCCAUGCAGGCCAUCCCGGUGUCACUCCCACCGGGGGCCAUUAUCAGCACACAAACAUGGCCAACAUAUCAGAGAUACAGAUAAGUCGUAAAAUGCUUCUAUAUUUAUUUAUUGUAGGACUUUUAUUUAUUGGUGUGUAUGUAUAACUGUAGUCUUUUCAUGAUGUUCAAUACUGCCUAUGGACAUGCAAUUUUUUUAAAAAUAUGCCUUUGUUUUACAAAUACAGUGUAUUAAAAUCUAAAUUACUAGUUAAUUUGGAUUUAAUGAUUUACCUGUUUUUUACAUUUAAAUUAAAUAUGUGAAUUGGCCUUAUAUUGUUUUAGAAUCCCAGAAUUGUUGCAUAUAAAGUCCUUAAACCUGGGACAGUUGUUUAUUAAAUCAGUUUCACUUGUUCUGCAAACUACAACUUGUUGCAUAUAAAGUCCUAAAACACAGGACAAUUGUCUCUUAGUUUAAAGUUUCACUUGUUCUGCAAAUUACAAGUUACUUUCAAAUGCACCCAUCUCGGUGUAAGAAAGUUUAAAAGUUCAGCUAUGGUGAAGGUUUUAUUUAGUCACUGGUUUAACAUCAACAACUUGGAAAAUGUUUUUUUUCCACAUUUUUUUUUUAAAUCCAUUUACUCAUUUUUAUUUCCAACUCACUUACAGUGUGUCAAUUAUGUUUUUUGUCUACUUUUAUCAAUGCUUACAAAUCAUUUAAAUGAAUUUAAUAUUGGUAACUGAUUCUAAGAACUCUGAAGGCUGAUGUUUAUCAGAUGAUUUAAGACUUAAAUGAAUUCCAAAGGGGUCAAUUGUGGCAAUUAAUUCAAUGUGUAGCCAAAGGUUGCAAAUGCUUUAGAACUCUGCAUACUUGUAAAAUUCUGUAACUAAAUGCAGUUUUAGUAAUGCAGCUGUUUUUAAGAAUGAUAUGAAAUGUUCUUGUGAAUGCAUGUUAGUAAAAAUUAUGAAUUAUUUGUAGCUUAAUUUAUUUAGUAGUUGUUCCUUUGUUAUGAAAUAAAUGAUUA